This is a messenger RNA of Wallemia ichthyophaga EXF-994, 351 nucleotides long. RefSeq lists its product as uncharacterized. The transcript is spliced from 3 exons. Lineage: Eukaryota; Fungi; Basidiomycota; Wallemiomycetes; Wallemiales; Wallemiaceae. Bases 1 to 351 code for a protein of 116 amino acids. The record is from RefSeq and is a predicted model, not a curated record.
AUGAGAGGAUACGCGGAUAUCAAUUUGCUGUUGAGCAUCGCUGUUGCCAUUUUAUCGCUUUUGAUCAUCUCUCCCUACGUUUUCACUUAUGAGGCUACUAGGACAGCCAGCGUUGGGGAAAGAGAAGCAAGAGUUGCAGAACGUGAAAGCUCAGUGGCUGCGAGGGAAAGCAAUCUCUACUGGAAGUCUAUUCCGCCCCCUGACGUAACACAAGACGAGGAGGAGGAGUGCAAUCAUGAUACGAUUCUACUACGCGAGUUGGAGUUUACUAAGAGAGAAGCAGGAUUGCAUAAACGUGAAGCUAGCAUCGCGCGCAGAGAGGCGUGGUUAGUUGAUAAUUGGCCACACUAA